ACGUGCUAUGUCGGCACCAGUGCGUAGUUUCGAUGAAACGGCAAAAGGUUCAGCAUUUUUAGCCACCAAACGAAAAUCGCGACGACGAAAACUGAAUGCACGCAAUAUAAGCUGUGACAAGGGAUCCAACGAUAUUUUAACAGCAAAAGAUUUAAAUUUUGAUGCGAAAUCGAGCUUAAAUAGAAAAGUUCUAACUCGCUCCAAAUCGGUGGCACCUGAUGUCAUUACAUUGGUGUCACUUAUUAGUUCAGAGGGUUCAGAUUCGGAAAAGGAAGAUUCUUCCAUAACUCCAACCAAUUCGCAUAAAGGUAGUCCCACAAGAAGGCCACCUUCCUUAAGGAAGACCGGAAAAUCGGUUUCAUUCCAAGAAAAUUAUCCACCAGCCUUUCAAUUUGCCUCCAAAGAAUACUCUCACAUGCUGAGGAGGGGCUCCAUAGCACCUGUAGCCCAACGUAUCAAAUCGAAUAGACCACCUACAGCACCAGCUGGUUCAAUAUUUCAUACAGCACGCAGCGAAAUGCCCGCCAGCAACAUUGAGACGAGCGAGGAAAGCGAACAUCUUGAGAAUAUAAACAAUAAUGUGAGAAAUACACUGUCACAAUCCCAGUCCGACAAACCAUUGGAAGAUGAAUAUGAAUUUCCCGAAUAUGUGCGCAGUCUUAAAGAACGCGAAUGCUGGAAAUUGUAUAUGAAAAUGUCCACAAAGGGGGUGAAUAUUACGUAUGACACUAUUUUGCGCGGCAUGUUGACGCCUACGGAAUUUCGUCAAUUACAAAAGCAGCGGGAAAUUGAGGAAGCCAAGGCCCUGAAAGAAGCUGAAGAGAGUGGUUUGGUGGAGGAAAGAGCCAAAGGUUCACCUACUGCUAUCGAAAGACUUAAGGAGAGUUUAUUGAAAAAUUAAUUGGAAAAUCCUAAAAUAUUUAUACAUUUUGUAGUG
This is a messenger RNA of Calliphora vicina (urban bluebottle blowfly), 937 nucleotides long. RefSeq lists its product as uncharacterized. The transcript is spliced from 2 exons. The record is from RefSeq and is a predicted model, not a curated record. Bases 8 to 901 code for a protein of 297 amino acids. Lineage: Eukaryota; Metazoa; Arthropoda; Insecta; Diptera; Calliphoridae.